Austrofundulus limnaeus is the source of this 4350-nucleotide messenger RNA. Its product is annotated as hexokinase-1. The transcript has 21 exons. Gene Ontology annotation, biological process: glucose metabolic process; glucose 6-phosphate metabolic process; glycolytic process. NCBI's taxonomy places the organism in Eukaryota, Metazoa, Chordata, Actinopteri, Cyprinodontiformes, Rivulidae. Gene Ontology annotation, molecular function: ATP binding; D-glucose binding; fructokinase activity. Bases 266 to 3025 code for a protein of 919 amino acids. The record is from RefSeq and is a predicted model, not a curated record. Gene Ontology annotation, cellular component: mitochondrion; cytosol.
CUUCCUGGCUUCACUCUCACGCGCCGAGAAAGAGAAAAGUCUUACGCCGGGACUGGACUUAAGAUUAUACUUAUGCGUUUUAUCCGCACAAAAUAAGUCUAAGAGCUAUUAGUUGUUUAUUUUUUGAAUGAUUUUUUAAAACUUUUUUUUUUAUUUCUGAAGUUUGGAGGUUUUUUUUCCCCCCGCAUCGUUACGUGAAGGAGUGUGAGUGUGCGUGCGUGUGCGUGUGCGCUGCAUGAGUGUGUGAGAGGGACCAAGGACCAGAAUGAUCGCAGCCCAGCUACUCGCCUAUUACUUCACUGAGCUGAAGGAUGAUCAGGUUAAAAAGAUUGAUAAGUACCUGUACUCCAUGCGCUUCUCUGACGAGACGCUGCUGGACAUCAUGCACCGGUUCAAGACGGAGCUGGUCGAAGGACUGGGCGGGGACACCAACGCCACCGCUUCACUGAAGAUGCUGCCGACRUUCGUGCGAUCCAUUCCUGAUGGAACAGAGAAAGGAGACUUCAUUGCGUUGGAUUUAGGAGGGAGUAACUUCAGGAUCCUUCGUGUCAAAGUGAGCCACGAGAAGAAGCAGACCGUUCAGAUGGAGAGUGAGGUCUACGACACGCCCGAUGAAAUCAUCCACGGCACCGGAACCGAACUUUUUGAUCAUGUGGCRGAGUGUCUCGGUGACUUUAUGGAAAAACACAACAUCAAAGAAAAGAAGCUUCCUGUUGGUUUCACCUUUUCCUUCCCCUGCCAGCAGACCAAGCUAAAUGAGGGUUAUUUGAUAACGUGGACGAAGCGUUUUAAAGCCAGCGGAGUUGAAGGGAUGGAUGUUGUCCAGCUGCUCGACAAAGCUAUCAAAAGAAGAGGAGACUACGAAGCUGACAUCAUGGCUGUGGUGAAUGACACGGUUGGAACUAUGAUGACCUGCGGCUUUGAUGACCAGCGCUGUGAAGUUGGCAUCAUCAUCGGCACCGGCACCAACGCCUGCUACAUGGAGGAGCUGCGCCACAUUGACCUGGUGGAGGGAGACGAGGGCAGGAUGUGCGUGAACACCGAGUGGGGGGCGUUUGGAGAUGAUGGCAGGCUGGAGGACAUCAGAACCGAGUUUGACAGAGAAAUUGACCGAGGCUCUCUCAACCCAGGAAAACAGCUGUUUGAGAAGAUGGUCAGUGGGAUGUACAUGGGCGAGUUGGUCCGUCUCAUCCUGGUGAAGAUGGCCAGAGAAGGUCUGCUCUUCGAAGGAAGGAUCACCCCUGAGCUUCUCACCAAAGGCAAAUUUGAUACCAAGCACGUGUCCGCUAUAGAGAAGAGUAAAGAGGGGUUAACCAAGGCAAACGAGAUUUUAACCAAACUUGGAGUGGAACCAUCGGCAGAUGACUGCGUCGCUGUGCAGCAUGUUUGUGCCAUCGUCUCUUUCCGCUCUGCCAGCCUGGUAGCUGCUGUCCUCGCCGGCAUCUUAAUGAGGCUGAAGGAGAACAAAGGAGCGGCGCGACUCCGAACCACCGUKGGCAUCGAUGGCUCCCUGUACAAGAUGCACCCGCAAUACGCUCGUCGUCUUCAUAAGACUGUCCGACGUUUGGUCCCAGACUGCGACGUUCGGUUCCUCCUGUCAGAGAGCGGCAGCGGGAAAGGUGCUGCCAUGGUCACUGCUGUGGCGUACAGACUCGCUGAACAGUCCCACCAAAUCGCUCAGAUUCUGUCCGAAUUCCACCUGACGAAAGAGCAGCUGCUGGAGGUAAAGAAGAGAAUGAGGRCGGAGAUGGACCGAGGCCUUUCAAAGAGCAGCCAGGACUCUGCUACUGUCAAAAUGUUGCCAACCUUUGUACGGAGCACACCUGAUGGCACAGAAAAUGGGGACUUUCUGGCUUUGGACCUGGGAGGAACCAACUUCAGGGUUCUGUUGGUGAAGAUUCGCUCUGGGAAGAGGAAAUCCGUAGAGAUGCAAAACAAGAUUUAUGCCAUUCCUCUUGAAGUGAUGCAGGGCACAGGGGAAGAGUUGUUCGAUCACAUUGUGCACUGCAUCAGUGACUUCCUGGACUACAUGGGGAUGAAGAAUGCUCGUCUUCCUCUGGGCUUCACCUUCUCCUUUCCAUGUCGGCAGACCAGCCUGGAUGCUGGUAUCUUAGUGACAUGGACCAAAGGCUUCAAGGCGACAGACUGUGAAGGAGAGGAUGUGGUGGGACUUCUGAGGGAGGCUAUUAAAAGAAGAGAGGAGUUUGACCUGGAUGUGGUGGCCAUAGUCAAUGACACCGUGGGAACCUUGAUGACAUGYGCUUACGAAGAGCCCACCUGUGAGGUCGGACUCAUUGCUGGAACUGGCAGCAACGCGUGCUACAUGGAGGAGAUGAGGAACAUUGAGAUGGUGGAGGGAGAUGAGGGCCAGAUGUGUAUCAACAUGGAGUGGGGGGCUUUUGGAGACAACGGAUGUCUCGACGACAUCAGGACGGAGUACGAUCGGGCUGUGGACGACCUCUCUCUAAAUCCGGGGAAACAAAGAUAUGAGAAAAUGUGCAGCGGCAUGUACCUCGGGGAAAUUGUGCGGAACAUCCUCAUAGACAUGACCAAGAGAGGCUUCCUGUUCAGAGGACAGAUUUCUGAAACUCUGAAGACAAGAAGCAUUUUUGAAACAAAGUUCCUCUCACAGAUAGAAAGUGACAGACUGGCUCUGCUGCAGGUCAGAGCCAUCCUGCAACACUUGGGGCUGGACAGCACCUGUGAUGACAGUAUCAUUGUAAAAGAGGUGUGUGGAACGGUGUCGCAUCGUGCUGCUCAGCUGUGUGGCGCAGGAAUGGCAGCUGUUGUGGAUAAGAUAAGAGAAAACCGAGGACUGGAGCACCUGAAUGUCACUGUGGCCGUAGAUGGAACUCUGUACAAAUUACAUCCACAUUUCUCCCAGAUCAUGCACAAGACCGUUGCUGAGCUGGCUCCUCAGUGCACCGUCAACUUCCUGCUGUCAGAGGACGGCAGCGGGAAAGGGGCUGCUCUCAUCACCGCUGUGGGCUGUCGUCUCAGAAAGCAGGAGCUCAACAGCAAAUAAUAAAAUCCGAACAUCUCCUGUCUCACUGCUCUCACCCUGUGGCUCCUAGCCGACGUCCUGCCCGUUUCCACAGAUUGCCUCAUUUUCCUCCAAAUCAAGCCACGACACUCCAGUAGCUGCUUUAGCUCCAGACCACCAGAGACAAACACUGGGAGAGAUUUCUCMGUUGUGUAGUUAGAUUAUUUUAAUUAUCCUGUAUGUAACAGCACCCAGUCUCUUUGAGGUGUUGUGGUUUUGUGACAUUUUUUUGGUUAAUCUUAUAAGUAUGAAAAAAAAAUACAAAUAUCAAGAAAAACACACACUCCUGUAACGCUCCUCUGUCGCCACCUGGUGGAAUCCUCUGGUUACUGCAGUCUUGCAACAAGARAGAGCCAGAACAUGUUUUAAACCAAAGGCUGUCUGCUGUAGAAGUCACACUGUUUGUACAGGAAAACUUAAAAAAAGGGAUUUGAAUGUGUACUGAUAUAAAAGUAAUAUUUCUUUUUUUGUGCUAAGGGUUAUAAUAUCUUACCCAGAUUUAAUGCAGUAUGUUAUACAUUAUUGUUAUUUAUUUUAUUUUUUUAUGUUGGGGGAUGUGGAUGAAUAUUACUAUUAUUGUUAGCAUGCACUCAGAAGAAGCCACUGGCAACAAUCUCUGUGAUCAGAGGAGCUGCGUCGGCAUACACUUGCUGUUUGAAGUUUUUACUGAACGUGCUAAUCUGGUUUCAUCUAUGACUGCAGUCCCUGUUUUGUUUUUAUCUGUAACAUAGUUUUGAACUGUGUUGUGCUGUUGGUACUAAUCACAGCUGUUGAGAAAUGGCUGUCUUCUCGUUCUUUAGGUUCUCACGUUCACAUCCUUCACUUUAAGAUUCUUCAUUUAUAUUUAGUUUUAAUUAAUUGAAAACAAACGGUCAUAGAGUUGGUCAUUACACACAAACACACAAAAACACACAAAAAAAUGUGAAUUUGCCAUCUUCUGUAUUGGUGUAGAGGCUGGUCCUUUUUGAUCAAAUGUAAAGUUACUGUAGAAGGAAAAUAUAUUUUCCGAGGUCAGUUAGAACAGAAUAAAUCUGGUGUGCUGGUGAAUGAUAAAUGUUUUAUCAUUUCUGUUAGAGGUUUYAACCAAAACACAGCAAACUGUCCUGACUGACUGCUUUAGUUUUUUUUACAGCGUUUUUUGACGUCCUGAACAUGUCCCUUCACCUUUCCCACAAACGUUUAGCUCACAAACAUUUCGAUCAACCAAAACUCUUACAAAUUUUGUUUCAACUUUGUUCUCAAAYCCCAGAUGUGUUUGAAAUGCUGUCAGUUUGUCACUCAAUAAAAUCCAACCUGUGUCCAUCUGA